Molecule: messenger RNA, 696 nt
Organism: Caenorhabditis remanei
Lineage: Eukaryota; Metazoa; Nematoda; Chromadorea; Rhabditida; Rhabditidae
Exons: 3
Coding region: 1-696 (231 amino acids)
Biological process (GO): rRNA base methylation
Cellular component (GO): nucleolus; small-subunit processome
Molecular function (GO): rRNA (pseudouridine) methyltransferase activity; rRNA binding
Source: RefSeq, a predicted model, not a curated record
AUGUCCCACGAAUACGACACCGUAGCUCCACCUAAUGCAAAACGCAUGAAAACUGAUGCGCAACUGGAACUGAAAAAGACACUAUAUGUCGUGCUCGAGGGAUGCAGUUUGGAAACUGCCAAAGUUGGAGGUGAAUACGUUAUUUUGAGCAGUGACAAACAUGCAAACUUCCUUCGAAAGCAAAAGAAAGAUCCGGCUGACUAUCGUCCAGAUAUUUUGCAUCAAUGUCUUCUCAAUUUGCUUGACAGUCCACUCAAUAGGGACGGAAAACUUCGUGUCUUUUUCCGAACAAGCAAAAAUGUGCUUGUAGAUGUUUCUCCACAGUGUAGAAUUCCGAGAACGUUCGAUCGGUUCUGUGGGUUGAUGGUUCAACUGCUGCACAAGUUAUCCAUUCGUGCAGCUGAAACUUCCCAAAAGCUGAUGUCUGUUGUCAAAAAUCCAGUAUCAAAUCAUCUUCCUGUCGGUUCUCGUAAAAUGCUCAUGUCAUACAAUGUUCCUGAAUUGACACUGGCUAACAAGCUUGUGUCACCAGACACUGAUGAGCCACUGGUAGUUGUGAUCGGAGGAAUUGCCAGAGGAAAGAUCGUUGUUGAUUACACUGACUCAGAGACGAAAAUCAGCAGCUAUCCAUUGAGUGCUGCAUUGACAUGUGCCAAAGUCACCAGUGGACUCGAAGAAAUUUGGGGAAUCAUCUAA